GUAAGACAUUCCGCUUGGCUCCUAAUAAAGAGACUGUAUUAACUGAACUUUGGGAUUGGGCCAAGCAGAUGUCUUCAUUACCUUUUGAAAAUCGAACUAGUGCAUCACUCAUCUGCCACUUCAGAAAGGAUGUGCAAGGAAUUAUUCGUGCACUUAAGACUGAUUUUCCAGAAUUACGGAUCAAGGAAUAUCAUGGCAAGUCUGAUCCGAAAGACGUAGACCUAGUUGCCUAUACUAGUACUCUAAAGAUAGGAGUGUCUUGCACCAAUCCUAAGUUUGAACGAGCAUUCUGCAUCUUUAACAGUUAUAUAGAAACGAACGCUGGAAUGAAUCAGAUAUUAUUUCAUAUGCGAUGCAUCAAAGAUUACAUAUGUCAUAUCGAACAAAGAUCGUCUAAUGUUCCAAUUAUAGAAAAAGGACUAUUCCAAUGGUUGUUGAAUGCCAAACGUGAAUGUCUUCCCCGAGAACUUCAAAAUAGAGGAAUAUUUCCAGAUAUAGACUCUAUAAUCCGGAAUAAGAACGUACCAACUAUUCGAUUAUGGGUGGCUUAUAUGUUAGAAAAAUUUCGAUCUUAUCGUUUAUUUGGUUGGAGAAUGAUUGAUUUCCUUCGAAAAGCUGGCAUGUGUGUUUCGAUUAUAGAAUCUAUUCCUAAACCUGAAGAUAAUACAAUAUCAUUAUCUCAAACGGUGAAGGUGAGUUCUUCUAUCAUUAAAGCAGAGGAGAUAUCAGCAAUAACUAAUGCUACUAUUGUUAAUCAUGAGACUGCUGAAUUUUUGGAAAACAAGCCAAAGAAGACUUUAGAAGAGAUACGCUCUUUAGAGGAAUUCAUUUCAAAGUAUGGGAAUUAUAAUCAUAUGAAAUGGUUCAGAGCUUAUAGGCAGUUACGAGAUUCUG
This is a messenger RNA of Funneliformis geosporum, 894 nucleotides long. NCBI's taxonomy places the organism in Eukaryota, Fungi, Glomeromycota, Glomeromycetes, Glomerales, Glomeraceae. The record is from the annotation of a GenBank genome assembly.